Molecule: messenger RNA, 999 nt
Organism: Pseudophryne corroboree (corroboree frog)
Lineage: Eukaryota; Metazoa; Chordata; Amphibia; Anura; Myobatrachidae
Gene: TMEM223
Product: transmembrane protein 223
Exons: 2
Coding region: 309-923 (204 amino acids)
Biological process (GO): nervous system development
Cellular component (GO): mitochondrion
Source: RefSeq, a predicted model, not a curated record
AUAUCGGAGUGGGAGAAGGGACCUUCUGACGUACCUAGGGGAGGAGACCGUCACCAGGGGGAGGAGCUACGACCGAACAGGGUACCCGAAAAGUGCCCUCGCGGGUUCGCUUCGCUCGCCACGUUUCGGGCUCGGUGGCUCGCUCCGCUCCGCUCGCCACCUAAUUACUAAAGGAAAUAGUUGGUGGCGUGGAUACUAGAUCAGCUGUCCCGCUGGCGUGGCUCCUCCCCCUGACGGAAAAGGUCCCUUAGGCCACUUGGAUCUAGCCUCAACCGACUCCUGCAUGCUGUGCGGUCACCUAGACCGGCAUGCGUCUGUUGCGGGUGAUAGUGGAUGUUCGGGCCUGGGCCCAGAGGAGACCGGGAAACCCUUUCCCGAGCCGUGACUUCAGAGCAGAGCCGGUGCCCCGGGAUGUGCUGCUGUUUGAGCACAAGAGGCCGCGGUUCUUCCGGCUGCUGGGGAUGUUCUGCGUGGCGCAGACUGGCUUCUGGGGUUACAUGGCGCACUUUGGCUUCACUUCCUUGCGGGACACCAGCCGGAGUAACGCGGGUCAGGGGAAGGAAGUGACAGGAAGGAACAUGGGCUCCCCUUUGUGGCGGACGUUAUUCACGAUCAGCUGUUUGUCAGUGGGCUCCCUCAUAAUGGUGGCUGGUUUGCUGUUCUCCCGUCGUUCAGUCAGCGCUGUGACUCUGAAAGCUGGAGGGGACAUGGUAACUAUUGUCACAGCAGGCAUAUUCGGCGUUGGCUCAUCUUUCACCAUCCCUCUGAGACAUGUUUCUUGCAUGGCCCACCGCUCCCAGGUUCCUGCUAUGCUACCGCUCAAGAUUAAAGGCCAACCAUUGUACUACUUACUGGACAAGCAGGGACAUGUUUUCAAUGGCAAGUUGUUUGAUGUCACUGUGGGAGCGUAUCGGAAAUUGUGAUAUUUUUUUUUUUUUUUUUUUACACAAGUUGUAUGUAUAUAUGUACAAUGUAUUAUUAAAGAUUGUUAUACUUUCA